CAGCCUCAGGCACGAUGGAGGAUGUGCUUGAUCGGGGUGGGGGGGAGGGGGGUGCCAGAUGCAGGCUGUAAUUGGGAGGGAGUGUGUCAGUACAUCUGCUAUAUGGCCAGGGGCGGACUGACAACCCAUGGUGCCCCCGGGCAAUAGGGGAUCAUGGGGCCCCUGUGUCCUUGCCCAAACUCCAAAAAGUCUAUGAAAAGGUACCAGGGGCAUCUCAUGGGGCCCCCUACUGACCCCGGGCCCCUCGGGCAUUGCCCGAGUUUCCAAAUGGUCAGUCCGCCCCUGUAUAUGGCAGAAGAAGGCGGU
Molecule: messenger RNA, 306 nt
Organism: Staurois parvus
Lineage: Eukaryota; Metazoa; Chordata; Amphibia; Anura; Ranidae
Source: the annotation of a GenBank genome assembly